Molecule: messenger RNA, 1248 nt
Organism: Saccoglossus kowalevskii
Lineage: Eukaryota; Metazoa; Hemichordata; Enteropneusta; Harrimaniidae
Product: N(4)-(Beta-N-acetylglucosaminyl)-L-asparaginase-like
Biological process (GO): protein deglycosylation
Cellular component (GO): cytoplasm
Molecular function (GO): N4-(beta-N-acetylglucosaminyl)-L-asparaginase activity
Source: RefSeq, a predicted model, not a curated record
AUGAAUCAAUCGUUUCUUACAUUGCAACAAUUUGUACAAUUCAAGACCGACGAUGAGCAUGUCAAUGCUGUUAUCAAAAUAUCACGAUCAGUAAGUGAAAUUGACAACGUUUACCACCACACAGCAUAUGAAACAAUUCAAGACGGUGGCAGUGCAGUGGACUCCGUGGAGGUCGGGUGUAAUUUCUGUGAAGACUAUCCAUCUGGCUGUCGAUAUAGCGUGGGAUACGAAGGAACGGUUGAUGAGGACGGUGAAGCCACUCUGGAUGCCAUGAUAAUGGACGGAAUUACCCAUGAUGCCGGUGGCGUUGGCGGGUUACGUCGAGUAAAAAGAGCAAUAUCCGUUGCCAGGGACGUCAUGGAUCACACCAAACAUUCCUUACUCGUUGGAGACCAAGCUACGGACUUUGCAAGAGAUUUUGGAGAAUUCGCAGAAGAGGAUUUUGACUCGGACGUUAAUGAGCAACUCCACGAAGAGUGGGAAGAAGCGGAUUGUCAGCCAAACUUCUGGGAGAACGUUACCCCUGAUCCAACAACACAAUGUGGACCCUAUUCACCCAUAGAAGAGAGUGUAUCGUCUAAAACUGUGACUGGUCCUGACAAUCAUGAUACUAUAGGAAUGGUGGUGAUCGAUGUUGACAGUAACGUGGCGGUUGGUACGUCAACAAAUGGACUUGAUCAUAAAAUACCGGGCCGUGUUGGAGACUCGCCCAUCAUUGGUUCCGGUGCAUACGCUGAUAACGAAGUUGGUGGCGCUGCAGCCACUGGCGAUGGGGACAUAAUGAUGAGAUUUCUCCCCAGUUACCAAGCCGUUGAAAAUAUGCGUCAUGGUAUGACUCCAUCUGAAGCAUGUGACGAGGCCCUCAGUAGAAUUGCUUAUCGAUAUGAAGACUUUAGUGGCGCUGUAAUCGCAGCCAAUCUAUUGGGCGAAUAUGGCGCUGCUUGCUAUGGUUAUAAACAAGUUGAAAUAACGGUUAUGAACCCGUCAAUGGAAAAAGAAGAAUUUAUAGACAUCGUCUGUGACGUAGUAGGCAAGCAGCCAGCAACGAGGGACUUAUUAGUUAAUUGCCCGAAUAGUCUCAGUGCAACCAUAGGAAGCUAUUGUGUUUUUCUUGGAUGUCUCUACCAUGAUAGGAAAUGGAAUAUUAGAGUUAGAGGAUGUCUUCUGAAAGAUGUCGCGCUUGGUAUUGGUAUUAACAGACUGUAUUAUACAGGAAUCGAGCCAUUCAGAAUUCUGUGUCAUUACUGA